ACAGCCUUGGCGUGCCGUUCGGCGUUACCUCAGAGACGGCCAGUCAAUGGAGUCAAGCGGUCACGCCAAUGCGAUAAUAUUAUUGACAAACGAGGCCGUGGCCGAUGCAAAGGAGAUUUUAAGUCAAGAUAGUGCUUCGGGUGCAGAUAGAUGCUUUUCCAACUAAAAGGAAUAAUUCUGUGCUCAGUAAGUAGCUUCUAUGCAGCUGAGGCUCCGUGUCAACACAAAGGCCUAUGUAGGUAGCUAGUUAGCGUUAGCUGCGAACAUCAGCUGCAGCACAUUUAAAGGCCUGUAGUUUUAAUGGUUUAUUUGUGAGUCAGUUUGACUACUCUACCAACAAAUUAGCGUCUGAGUGUUUGUUUCUUCUCCGAGAUUAUGGCGGAACCAGGUGCAGUGGUCAUGCAGCAGAAUUUGGACAGGUGAGUUCAACUCUGGCUAACACGCUAAUAGCAGCUACGUAGCUUCACAUUAGGUAACUACGCUUGACAGAAAAGGGGGCAUGUCAACUUUGUUGUGCAGAAACAAGUCAGUUAUGGGCUUAUAAAAAAGUUUUCGGACAACUUCGUUAUUGGAAGUUAAUUAUUUCAUGUCAUUUGCAGGAUGUCUUCUUUAAUGUUGUGACUUUGAUGAUGCGUCAAACUAAGUUCAUAGUUAAGUUUUUUUUUCUGCCUGUCAUACACUAAAAAGGUGCCAAGAAUCUGUAAAACACUACCAAACAAAACUGUCAAGAGUAAUAGCACACUCAAAUAAUAAAAUACUAAGACAUUACAACACAUGUCACACAUGCCAUUGUUACUCCAGUAGUAGUUUCACAUUAACUUUAACUUACAUAAAUCAAUCACGAAUAUUCAGUUAUCAUCCAAUGUCUUGCUUACCUGUUUUGUAACUUUUUCAUCUCGUCUUUGCUGGAUACAACUUGCUUCCAAAGCCAGGAGGAAGAUACCACGUCAUAGUUUAUAUAUGCAGACCACUUUCAGCGAGGCCUGGGCAAUUUGGCAAAAAAAAAAGAUCACAAUAUAUUUUGUCAUAUUGUCUGAUCUCGAUUAUUAUCACGAUUUUUUUUUAACGGCCUGUAUUAAAGCAUUUGUUCUAAAAACUAAAGAAACUAGAGAUUAGUUCAACAUUUUAUUAACAUACAAAGUAAAUAAUAAAGCAAACUGAAUAAGAUAUCUCCUGUUUACUUCACCGGCAACUUACAGAAGUGAGCAGGAAAAGCUUGACUCUGAUUGGCUGUUGUGACGCACACUUGUGCUAUGUUUGAUCAAGUAAAUAUGCUCACAGCUGAUCACCGUGAUCGAACUGAAAUUUAUCACGAUCAUCGAUCACGAUCAUAUAAUCGCCCAAUCCUACUUUAUGCAUACACAUCUUUGUAGUUUUAUGACAAUUACAUUUCUGAAUCAUCCUGACCUCCUUAAAUUAUAUAGUAGUGUUGUGCCAUCUGCAGCUUUUAACCAACUAUCUUACCUGGUUACUGUUAGAGGACUGUAUCCUCUGAGAGUUCUGAUGAGGUUGAAAUCAAAGGGGAAAAAAUGGUAGUUGGAUUGAAAUAAAUGAGGUAAAAUGACUUUGCACUACUGUUUUCUCUCUGUAAGUUACACAUUACAGAUGAAGAGUAACGGGCAUACAGUCUCACCUUGAAAUGGCAGCAUGUGAGAUCCAAUAGAUUCUUAGCAUAGACUGAGUAGUAAGACCAAAUGGUGGUGAAGAUGUUGAGAAAAGACGUUUAAAAGAAGAAGCAUGAGCAGGUGUCACUACCUGAGUGAGUGGAGAUGUUGAACCUUAAAAAGGAAAAUCUAAAUGUAGGCUGUGAUUGCAGCCAAAAGCAGCAUGGAAAACUUGAACCCCCAAAAAAUCUGUCUAAAAAUAGAUCUGGGCCAAGUGCAGGUACCAGGAAGGAUGAGCAUGCAGCAGUGACAUUCAGAUUUAAGGGCAUGUUUUAAAACAACGACAUCAAGACUGAAAAUAGCUCUGUUUCAUUAGGAUGACAAUUUAAAAUUUGGCCAUUUAUUUGCGUAACCUUUGUAUCGUUCUGGCUAACCGUGAUACCCAUCCAGCGCUUUUGACCUAAGUUAGUAGACCCAGUUUUAAGGCCAGGAAAGUGUUGCAGUUGCAAGUUUUCGAGCUGACACCACAUGUUGAAGCUUGUCUUUUGACAUUGAACUGUCUGACAGCGCCAUUUUGACUCUGCAGAAUGAAGCAGUCCAGAGGAGUAGUUUUAUGGUGAUGAGGAGAGCACAUCCAUGAUGACAGGUGUGGAAUCAGUUGAAGUUAGAAACACACCCGGUGUGUGCUAUUCAGAUUAAUCACAAGAUGUGGUUAGUUUCUUGAUCCAAAGUUGCAUUAGUGGUCGUGAUGAUGGGAGUUUGUGUUCAACCAGUGAUUUGGGUGUGACUCUCUUAACAGUGUGAAAACAGUGUAUCACUGGUCGUGAUUUUCUGAGUGAGCUUGACCUGCACACACUACAUCACAACUGCAUGUGCUAACACUGCUCGCCUGUGGUGUAAUGAUAGCUCUUCAGUUAUCUGUCGUCACUCUAAUCUGUCUUCAUAAAUGCUUAAUUUGCUUGAUUAAGGCUUAAUCAAUUUAUGAGAGCUGGGCGAGCUUGGCAAAAAAAAAAAUCUCUAAUUUAGUCACACCAAAUUUGAUUUUAACUCAUUUGUCUCUCCCUCCUCCUCCCACAAAUACAUAAUAGACUCAAAACAAGUUUGAGGCCCAUGGGUGAUUAGGUCACUUUUUGGGUUUAACAGAAACACAAGUUAGCUUGAGGCACACAUUUGCAGAACCCAAUCGUCAUUGACAAAAUGCACAGUUAAACUCAUGGAAGGCUGGAUGGUCAGGACCUCAAUGUGGAUAGCACACAAAACACAGAUGGAAUCACGAAUUUGACAGAAAUAAAAGGAAAUUAACUGUAUAUUUAUAUGUAUAUCUAGAGGAUCUCCUAUCUCUCCGUGCCCCGUGGGUUGACCAAUGGCUACCUCACAUGCCCUGUGUGAGAGAGACAGUCCUUCGGUACAUCCCACCUGUUGAUGCACUGAUAUGAGUGACGUCUCAUCUUACACUUGAACCUUGUCAUACUGCUCUGUCAAACAUUGCCUUUGUCAUCCACAGCACUCAUGUACACUCAAUAGUUUGUUUAUAUUAUUUUUAAAUAUUUAAAUUAAAAAUGAAUCAAUAUUCAUAUAGAUCAGUGGUUCUCAAGUCCAGUCCCAGAGGACCACUGUCCUACAUGUUUUGGAUGUCUCCCUGCUCCAACACACCUGAUUCAAAUGAUCAGCUCGUUAUCAAGCUCUGUAAUGGCUUAAUAACGAGCUGAUCAUUUGAAUCAGGUGUGGACUUGGACUUGAGAACCACUGCAUUAGAUUAAGGAUAUUUUUCUUGUAAAUUGUUGAGACUUUAUUUCAUCAGGUUACAAAUUUGAUCACAUUAUAAAACACAGAAUGUAGGAUGGGAAACAGAAUUUGGUCUAAAUUAAAUUAAAUCUGAGAAAAAAAAUAACGGAUUGUAAGGUCCCUUCAUGGUGUCACUGGACUAAAUGUCUGUUGAAGUGAAUUAAAAUGACAUCCCCUCCAGGUUUGUUGCGAUCCUUUCACAGUUACAGUUGUAACAAGUCCAGUAAGAUACUUUACUCUGGAAAGCACAAACCCGGGGUCAGUAGUUUUCAGCAUGUUAAUAAACCCAGGCUUUCGCUGGAAGAACUGUGUGGGCGCCAUAUCUUAAGAGAUAUCCAACGCAAAUGCAAAGUGCGAUAGACUGUCCUGUGUUUGGUAUGUCCCUGGAGAGUUACUUCAUUUAACAAAGUGAGUGAAAGCUAUGGCUGAAGUUCGGUGAACCCCAAACAACAUUUACAGUAGCUUUCCACUCCGUCUACUACUUGUUGUACGUCCGGUGUGUGUUUAUGGGCCGAAACUGUUCAGAGUUAGCUCCAUCCAUGUUGUCACUGAACGUGUUUCUGUUGGACAUAAACUAGAGGGGUUAGAUUGUGAAUAUUGGAAAACAAACAAACAAAAACAACAACAUUUGUUCAAACUGAUCAUGUCAGUGUUUUUAUCCUGUAUGUAGUAGCGGGCAAAGUGGUCACGGAUAUGUAUCUUAGUGUUGCUUUACGUAACACUGCAUGUAUGGGAAGAAUGGCCCGUUUUUUUGUGGUUAGCAGAUGCUGCAACAUAAGAUCUAUCCUUCCCCUCAAAAUAGCCACUGGUAUCUGAUAUCCUGUGCAGUACUUAAAGACAUUUGCAGACAUUAUAUGCAGCACUUUCUGUCAAUAUUGAACUUUAGACUUUACAGACCAUUUCCCAAGCCCAUGGUACAGUGGCAGGAAUCAAAAAAGAAAGGCAAGUGAACUUGGUGACUGUGCCUCAGCAGUGUGUGGCAGAGGCAAUAACCCUGAGUGUGUUUGAGAAGCUGAUAGCAGGAAGAUGUAUGUCAUGUCCCCUUGCUUCCAGACAGUUGUGUACCCAGCCUCUAUCACUGACAAACAUAAGGCUCCACAGGCUCUUAUCUGGGCCUGCCACCCGCAGCCAGCUGCCCCUGCAAUGCAGUGUUUCACAGAAAGAUGUAGGGGACACAUUUCAAUCCAGACUGACCUUUUGAUUGGCUCACACAAAACCUCCCUGUUUUACUCUUAUAGUCUGCUUUUGACCCUGUUGCUCUCUGUAUGAAUUGGUGCAUAAAUGGGUGUGUUUACAUAGAGGCUGACAAUGAGCUUGUAGCCACGAUUUCAUGGUAUUUUAUUUUCAUUUUUUACCACACCCUUUGUCAAAGUUUUAAUUUUCCAGUGCCUGUCAAAUCCUUCUUCAAACCUAUUCAAUUGCAGUACAAUAGCCUAAAAAUAACUUCUGUUUGGAAAUCAACAGCUUACCUCUAUCUCUGGCAUGCAGAAACAACCUGUUUCAGCUCCAAAUAACACGUCCUGGACCUCUAUGUUUUAGCUCGCAGACUUUCCAUUGGCUGACUCUGAUGUAACCGCACAUGACUGAGCGAAUUUUGUAACUGUUCAAUCGCCUCCAAUUUCAAACCAACCCUAUUUAAGUGUUGUUUUUAACACAUCCCUGAUGACCCUGAUGAAGGCCACAAGCCAAAACGCGUCAGUUGAAAGAAGGUGUUUUCCUGAACUCCCAAGUGUUGCUGGAACUCUUUUAACCUCUUCAAUGCCAGAAUUUUUGUCCUCUAUCUUAACUUAGAACCAAUCAAAUUCAGCCAAAUUGUUUUUACCAUAAUGAAUCAGAACUUGUUUUUUUAAUAUUAUUAAUUCACAGUAGGUAAUACUGUAGGGUUGAUCUUAUCAGCGAAGAGUCUUGGUUUAAUACGGGUGCUUGAUUUACACUAGGGCUGAAACACCUAGUUAUUCUGCCAUUAAAAAGACUUACGAUAAAUCAUUUUCAAGAUGCAGUUUAUCCAACUGCAGUCUUUGAUUUGAUUCAGUUUUUGAUAAGACUUGGAAUCAUUAAGCACUGUUAUUAUCACUAUCAUUUAUCUCUAAGUCUUACCUACCUCAGCUGAAAACAUAAACAAAGCCUUUUGCCGGACUCCUGUGCGUGUGUUAAUGCCGUCCAAAGGUCACAGCGCCUGGUACUGCAGGGAGUGAAAGUACACAUGUUUGUUGUGGAGCGGCUUGAGGCAGGAAUGGUGUUGAGAGGCCCCUGAGUGAGUUGACUCAGUAGACAAACUGGACUUCCAGAUAAACAACAGAAACAAACCUCCCUGACUUCUGUUUACCCAUCCACUUCUUGAAAAUAAAUAACACUUCAAAGACACAAAAAAACAUACCAUCACAUUCACAGCUGGUAACUGCAGAAGUCGAAGUCUUGUCUCUCUGACUGUUAAGCUGAAAAAACUCAUAGGGGACACUCAGUAAAGAGCACCUUGAUUCUGCUCUUGGUAGUAGGACAAUACAUUUUUGUUAGGCUGACAGGCUGGGGCUCGUCAUGUAACUGAAAAGUAGAAGUCGUCAGUUGACCUGAAGAUUCCUUGGAAAUCUUUGUGUGUCACAGUUUGGUGGUCACGCCCUGUCUUUGUGUUGGGAACCUCCAGUUUUCCCACUGUCAUGUGACCGUGGUGAAAGGGUGCUUUGUGGUUGGGGGGCCUUCUGUGUUUCUCACACUUUAAACCUGAGUUGUGAGAUGAUGUUUGUCACACUCGCCUUUGGCACGGUCACCUCCCAUCAGACUUUGUUGAGGAAUAACAGUGUUGUGGGUUUGGGAUUACUUUUUAUCAUGUGUAAUUCUGUAAACAAAUAGUUAAACUUCAAAUAAGCACAUUUCAGCACAGUAAACUAGCCUGUCGUGAUAAAUGUCGAAAGUCAUCACAACGUCAGAUUCAGUGAUUCUAAUGUGAAGCCUGCAGAGAUCACAGGGAUCAAUAAUUUGACUCAUGAGUUCAGUUUGGCCGUGUUAUAGAAGAAAGAAAUUAAUAUUUUCAUCAUGAGGUCAUAAAUUUACAAGACUAAAAGAUUUACAAGGAUUCACUCGGGUGUUCCAAGAAAACCUUUUCCUCUUAAAUCUGUGACUUUCUCUGAAAUGAAGUAGUACUUUGUGGUUCAUUUAUGACCCUUUUCUGGUAAAUGUAGUACAUUAUUCUUAUAAAUUCAUCUAUUCUCAUAAAACUGCAGGUUGUGAUGUAAAAACGUGAUUCCGAAAAGCUCAUUAUUUUCCAUUCAUAACAUGGCUCUGAUCCUCUGUCUCGUAUGUUUGACGUCUUACUCUUUAACAGUAGAGGGUUUUAUUCCUGUUUUGAAGUCAGCGAUUUGAACUUCUUAAAAUCAUCUUCCUGACGCCCUGUUUCCAUUUGUCAAAAAUGUCCCAACCUUUGAAGGUCAACAGAAGAUUGUCAUCUGCUGUUGUUCAGUACAGAUAGUUUUUUCCCCUCUCUUACAGAACUUAACCACUAUACUCACCUGCAGCUCAAACACUGUCGUGCCGUAGGAAGUUCCUCUCGCAUGCCAGUCAAAAACUGCCGACUGACUGGUCGGUGUGAUUAUUUCCUCUGUGUGAUAGUCUGCUGGAUCUUGGUCUCACAUUGUGCUUUCUUUUACUUUUUGCCCUUGUUUGAUCUUUCAACAGAGUAAAAAUGUUGAAACUUUUUCAUCAUUGGUGCAAAUUUAGUUUAGCCUUUAGUCUAAAUUUGACUGCGUCGAGCACUGUCUCCUUGCUUUCAUGUCUUUCGUGUUACGUUUUCUGUAGGCAGGGGACGAUUUUGUUCACGUGCAGUGCAAGCUUAUCUAUUAGACAGGACAGAGGAGACAGCGAGGCAGAGAUUAAGGUUUCGUACAGGGGAUAUCAUUUCCCCACAGUUGUAUCAGGUCCUGUCAUUCUGUGGGGCAGGAUUACAGGAAUGGGUUGGGUUUUGUUCUCCACUGUCCUGCACAUGUUGAGACAUCUGUCCGCUGAUGGACUCCAUUUCUGAUUCUAAUCUGUUAUCGCUGUCUGUGGUUCUGUCACUGUGCUCUUAAAUAAAUGGCCACACGAUGCACUUACUGGGUCUUCUCCUACUUUGUAAAGGAACUGUCAUAUUUAUUUGGAGCAGUCAAAAUAUAAGCUAAGUUAGGAUAGUGGACAGAUGGUAGAUCAUGGAUGUAAAUGAAGUGUUGAUGUUUCUGUCAGAAUUUCCAUGUGGGCCAGUCCUGUCCAUGUCACCUGAGCACCUCGACCCUGAUGCUGCUCUCCUGCAGUGUUAUGUUUUAUUCAGCACCAGGGGUGCACUGUAAAAUCAGUCCUUGCAGGUGGACAGCAACCCAAACAAAUAAUCCAAGUGGGUCCCCUGCAGUCUGACACCAGUGAGUCUCCUCUAGGUCACAGUAAUAGAGCGCACACGGACCUCAGAGUGAGGGUGACAGAACACCACAGAUUUGGCGUCCAUUAUUUAUCAGUGGGAGCCACAGGGUUGAAAGACCCACAGUGUACUAUAGCUUGUUAAAUGUUGAAGCAUAUAUGACUAGAUUUCUGACCAACCUGUCCCAAUGAACAAUCCUAGUUAUAUUUGAGGUCAGGGCAAGUUUGCAGUUCAGAGGUAAACUUUGAAUUUAUUUAUAAUAGCAAAAUUUUCUCAAGAAGUUGUUGCACUUUGUUGGUUCACUCUUCCUAGCAGCUGCUGGUCAGACAGAAAACAUCACACAAACACUGUCGUCACAGUGAGACAGGGGAAUUAUCAUGUGUGAUAAAAAUCCUGAACCUUUUACCAAUCCAAGUUGCACAGAUACUUGAUUUUGUGUAAAUUGCACAACUGAAAUUUCUCUUGUCUUGCAGACAGACUGAAUAGGGCUGGGCGAUGUGGCCUCAAAUCAAUAUCACAAUAUAUUGAGCAGUUCACCUCGAUAACAAUAAAUGGACCAAAUCUACUCCACAAGCUGCUCACCCCCUCCCAUAUUAACUUUGUCUACUUCAGCCGCCGCUCCAGCUGCUACAACUUUUGAACCGCCCUCCAUCUCCUCACCUGUGUUUCCCUCUUUGGUACAGACUGGAGGGAGUCACGUCUCUGAUGUAGGACAGCAUCUUAAAGGGACAUCAUACCAUAGCCUACUUACACACAUCUAAAACCAACUUUUAUUUAUUGACACCGAAUAUACUGAUAAGGGCAAAAUGACGUUGGUUAUCGUCAUAAAUUUCAGUAUCAGUAAAUUUUCGGUUUAUUGCCCAGCCCUAAGACUGAAAGUAUAAUUUUACUAGAAUUAAUCUAAAUCGUAAUGCAACCCUUUUUUCCUUUUUAUUUUUUCAUACAGGAAAUUGAAAUUCCAACAAGCUCAAGCAUCUUAAAGUGAAAUUUGGAAUAUCUGUGACAUCUGCUAUCAAGCCAUUGUCAAAUGAGGAAAUUUGUAACGGUUCACCACAUUUUCUCUUAGAGUUACAUACUUGACUGCACAUAGGAUAAUUCAACAGCUGACUGUGUCAAAGAGACUGCCAUCUUUGUCUUGGUCUGUUGACCACCAAGAGGCUGUGUCUGUGUUUUAGAUGAGCCGUAAAGUUCCAGUCAGAAAGCUGAGCGGUAAUAAAACUCAUAGCAAAAUUAGUGUCAUCACUAGGUCCAAUUUUUUACCUGCACAAAAAAUCGACAGGAGUAGAUUUAGAAAUCACACACAAACAGGAAGUGAUUUCAGUAACAAGCACCACUGUUAACCAAGAAAAGUGUCAUCUAAAUAGAUGAAAAACACGCACAAACAGGAAGUGAUAUGGCCUGACUGAAAGUUCCUCAUUGUGGCUUUAAUCACUUUCAAUAAUCCUGAUGAUCCCGUGAUCACUGGCCAAAGCUUCAGGUUUUUCUUAGCUUUCCUUCUGAGCACAGCUUAAGAAACUUUGAGGUUUCAUCUCAGGUAUCAAGUCGUUUCUACAGAUUCCAAGGCACAUCAAAAUCUGCUCCUAUACAUAAUGGAAUAUGGGCGAUAUGGAAAGAACUGACAGGAUGUUGUUUACAGCCGCCGGCAGUGGGUAAUUGUGGGAGCUGAUGGAGCUCACAAUGAUUGUCCGUAAACCCACCAGACCUUUUUUUUUCCAUCCUAACGAACGCAGUGAAGGAUUAUGUGACUUCCUGCUGUCUGGAAACACGUUGAACAAUCCCAUAUUUGAUUUAACCCUCUGUGGAGUGUUUCUAAUGUCCCUGGUGAGGUCAGAAACAUUUCCUACUUUUGAGUGAGAGCAAACAGGCUUCCUCCAUUCCAGGCAUACCUGUUGUUAAAGACAGGAAAUGAAACAGUGAAGUCUCGAUACGUCUUAUCAGGUCACACACAUGCAGCCAGUCAUCUUGAGAGGAGACACUGCCCUGUCUGGUAGCUUUGGACCGACGUCUGAUUGCAGGGUUGUCAGAAGUAGACAGACCUGGACCUCAUUCCAGUGCAGUGGAGUCUGUAAUAUGAUUUAGUAGAGUUAAUAAAAUAUCUGUGCUGUUCCUUGAAUAGCUUUGAAUAAACCUGUCAGUGUUUAGUUUCCAAAUAAUCAAGAAAAAGUGUUUUUUUUUUUUCUUUUUUAAACACAGUCUCUAUUAGAGUUAGUCCUUCCUCACUGAAUCUGUGCCAGAGGAGUGUGUGGUGGUGAUGGUGGAGGUGUGUGUGAAGACAAAUUAUUGUUUCAUUCAUCCUUUGAAAUGCCACCUGUUCAAGGCUCAGUGUAAUUAUGAAAAUGACAGCAUAAAUGUCACAAUCGGAUUAUCAUAACUGUAAAUGGGUCCCUGAACCAGUCGGUCUCCUAGCAACAGGCAAGUUCAGAGGCGGAGGUGAACGUGGUUAUAAGGAACUCUUUCUGUACAGCUGGUUAUUUUUCUUCAUUUGAACAAAUAUCUCGCUGAUUUGAAAUGAAAUUUCUCCCCAUGCUACCUAGUUAAAGUUUCGGAGCCCGGACACAGUCCUGCCCUGGUUUUUGAUUUUUCAAUUUCAGUUAUUCAGCUCUCACAUAUGACUGUUUUAAUUGAAACUCUGAAGCCAAAACUAAAAUGUUGCUGGUCUGCGUUGUUGAAUUCAGGAGACAUUCAGUCAUGGAACCAUCCAGUCAGUUACAUGCUGAUGAUAAAUGAUAGAAAAGUGAUAUAAUAUCACAGUUGGAGAUGUCUUGUGAUAGGACCAGGGAACUUGGGUUUCAAAUGAACUCCCAGAUGUUGGACAGAUACUGAGCAGAAAGAGAAUGAUGGUGUACUGUUCACACAAGGAGUCCAUUUACUGAGGACACAGUACAGCAGGAGUAUCAAACACACUCAAGACUUUCUCCUUGAAGUGAAGAGGCACAGGUUUAAUGAAGUGAACAAACUGCCUGUUACCACCAACCCUCGUUCUUUUUCAGAAGGAGAAACCGUUUUCUCCAAAGGGCAUUGACUCUGUGUUGGUGUCGUGGAGCAGGUGCGUUGGGUUGAGGGUGAUGACCUCAAAGUUUAUGAGUCCAGUCUUUAUUUCUUUGAGAUCGUCUUCUAAAUGAACCGAUUCAGUUGAACUUUUUCUUAAAAGCUGAUUCUAACGAGUAGAAACAAUAAGGGAAGCACCUACUCAAAAGACAAGAUCAGAUGGGGUGGCAGUUUUCUCUGUCUGGUCCAGUCAAGACUGAUCAAGUUUAGAUAUUGGGCUGUUGCAGGUGGUGCUAAUUUACCUCCUGGGAACUUCAGAAAGAUGAGCAAGGCAUUGAAUCCCAACUGCUCCAGAUUGCUCAUCCCAGUGAAGCCCCCUCAUUUGGCCAUCUCACCACAAGUAUGUGUUCAGCUGUUCUGUUCAUUUUUUCUGACCCUCACUGGCACAGUGUUGGCAGACCCUUUUAGCAUUUCAUUCUCUGUAAGAGCACCAUCCUUGAUAAUUACUAGCAUUGAUAAGCUUAACAUCUUCGCCAUGUCAGAUGCCGCAGUUCUUACAGAUGAGUAUGUCCUUACACACGUGGAAAGUUUUGAGGAGCCCCUCUUACCCUCUGGUGGCUGAACUCUUUGCUCAGCAGGUAAAAUUAAACUCACAGGUUUGGAAGGAGCUCAAAAGUGAGGAAGGUGUUGGUUAUACAGACGGGGCUGUUUUGCUUUUACUGCGAGAAACGUGGGCACACUGUGAAUCAUGGUUUUGUCCUCAAUCCACAAUGUCCAGAGUGGCCCUGGUGCUUGUGCUGGGCUGGUACUAGUGCUUGGUGAAGGCUAGUUCAAGUCCUGUACCAUCUAAGAACCAGUUAAGUUUUCCAAGGACUGCUUAUGUGCUUAGGAGCAGCUUCAGACUCAUGGUUUGCAUGUGAAAGAGACAGACAGAGAGAGACAGACAGACAGACAGAGAGAGAAGAGUGUCCUCAAGUCUGACCCUCCUGUUGAUGCAUGUUCAUUAUGAACCCUCUUCAGGGCUUUGUUUACAAAUGCUGUUUACUUGCCCUGGCAGCACCCACAGGCGUUCACUGCUGCCAGGUUCUGAAAGUUGUCACACAGAACUCCUGCAUCUCUCAGUAGUGACUGUAGAGCCUGUUGCUUUUGUUUCAUCACGCUUACCAAGAUCCAUCACUCAAAGGGUCUACACCUCGAGGUUUCCUAAUGUUGAGUCAAAUAGACCCUGUAUUUGAACUAUUUAAAACACUCAGUAAAGCUGUGAAGUAUUUGAAACUCAAGGUUCUGACAGUCUUAGCUGGCUCGGGCUGUGAGCAGAGCUGCCUCUAACUUUCUGCUUUUCCCUCAAAAUCACCAAACUUUGUUAUCUGGUUUAAUUUUAGACUUUAGAAACAACAGAAAAAAGUUAAGCCAAGGUGACAUUAAGCAGCAAGACCCUGGCUGGUAAAAAUAUAUCAACACAUUCAAUCGUGAUCCACUUACUGGAUUGUUUUAUAGCUCAUCCCAAAUUCUCUCUGCCUCCUACUUUGACCUUUUUUAAGGGUGAGAAGAAUUUAGUCAGAAUGACUUUAUCUGUGUAGGAGGAGAGGAAAGAGGAUGUGCUGAGGUACUUCUGUGCAGGAUGGAGGAUGUUAAAAUAUGGUUUGGCCCAAGGCCAGAGCUGAGCAUUUGUCUGGGUGUUACACACAAGGGAGACAGUGUCUCCUCUGCAGCCCAGCCUCUACACAUCCUAGCUGUGGUCUAUCAGAACAUUGUGUUCACUUGCACAGGGAUACCCUGCUGGAUUUAGGUUUGAGUCACAGUGUGAUAAAUCCUACAGGCAACGUCAAAAGAAGGUAGCUUCAAAGUAGAAGCAAGAGAAAAAGAGAAAUGGUGCAGAAUCAGGUAAAAGUUCCUCUUUGGAGGGUUUGUGAGAUCAUUAUUGAUUUUGGUGUGAAAUUGUAUCCGUCACUGUCAUGAGAUAUGAAAUAUAAUCCUUUAUAGAUUAUUUGCCCUGGGUGCAGAUAGCUGAACAAAGGAUGGGUUUGUAUGAAUGAGUGUGAACAUUUGCUGUCAUGCUGUCAGCAAAACAGCUUGUUUACCUGUAGGCUCUAUGUUUUGAUCCUAGCUUAUAUCAUGCAAAGUCAUUGGCCCAGAUUCGUGCUGUGUGUGUGUGUGUGUGUGUGUGUGUGUGUGUGUGUGUGUGUGUGUGUGUGUGUGUGUGUGUGUGUGUGUGUGUGUGUGUGUGUGUGUGUGUGUGUGUGUGUGUUCCAGUCUGGAGGUAUUUAAGAGACUUUGAUCACUACCUCUUUCAGAGCUCUCUAAAUGUGCUCGCCAACACUUUCCUCUCAUAGAGCUCCAGAAAAACCUGAUCUAAGCUUCAACCUUUGACUCAAAUUUGGAGUGACUUUGUGUUGCUUAGUGCCCGAUUUUCCCUUAAAGGGGAAAUGAAAUAACUUUAGUCUUGCUCUGUCCUUCGGUCUCCCACAAUGACAAACAGAAAGUCCCCAGCAUGCACUCAUAUGCCUUGAUGUAUAAAAGACACACAAACCGAUAGGGGUGGGAGAGAAAAUCAAUACAGCAUCGUAUCGCAAUAUUUUGUCUAGUGAUACAUCGUAUCGUCUCAUUUAACCAAAUAUCUAUUUUUCAAAUUAACUGCGAAUAUGAAGUCAAAUCUAUGAUAAUGGAAAAAUAAAAUCAACUGUUUGUCCAGUGAGGUUGGCAGCGGUGACAUCAUAGAGCAGGAGAAAGUUAGUACAACAAAUAUAUGUAUAAGGUUUGCAAGAUGCGCAACAUGAAAAUAAAAUACUGUGAAAAUAAGACAGACAUAAAGGACAGACAAAUGCAAUAUUAGCUGAACAGUUUAAAAGAUUUUGUGAAUUGCAAUAUAUUGCAGUGCUACGAUAUUAUUGCAAAAUGUUAAAAAUGGCAAUAAUAUUGUAUCGUGGCCCAAGUAUCAUGAUAAUAUCAUAUUGUGGCUGAAGUAUCGUGAUAAUAUCUUAUCGUGGCCCAAGUAUGGUGAUAAUAUGGUAUCGUGGCCCAGGUAUUGUGAUAAUAUGGUAUCGUGGCCCAAGUAUCAUGAUAAUAUCGCAUUGUGGCCCAAGUAUCGUGAUAAUAUGGUAUCGUGGCUCAAGUAUCAUGAUAAUAUCGCUUUGUGGCCCAAGUAUCGUGAUAAUAUCAUAUUGUGGCCCAAGUAUCAUGAUAAUAUCGUAUCGUGGCCCAAGUAUCAUGAUAAUAUCAUUUUGUGGCCCAAGUAUCAUGAUAAUAUCAUAUUGUGGGGCCACCGGUGACUUCCACCCGUUUAAACGGAUCUACAUACACAUUACUGACACCAUUUUGAUCAAACUUCACACAGAAAAAUAAAAACUCAACUCUUUGUAAUCAGAGCUUGUCUUAAAUUCAUGUCUAGUUAAUUUAAGGAGAGAAUCUGUUCAUUCUGACUGCAGAGAUGUCCAUUUUAACUGGUUUUUAAAGGGGUGGGGGGCCCUGUAUUUAUUUUAUUGUAUGUGAAAAGGAACUACUGUUUCAUAGGUCAUUAACGUAAUGUAAUGCAAUGCCUGAACAGGCUGUGCAAGAACAGAAUUGAGAUUAAAAACAUCAUCAAAGUUGUCCUAGUUCUUGAGUUUUUAGGGGUUAUUAGCAGGGUUUCUUCUCUUUAAGGAAUGUAGAGGUGCUGUCAUGUAAAAAUCAGAUUCAUUCAGACUAAAAGGAUCUUCUUUCCUGAUUGUUAGGAUGCAUGUGCUACUUUUUUCUCCUCUGACCUUGUGUGCAUUUGUUCCAGGAGUUGCUGGGUGUGCUUUGCCACAGAUGAGGAUGACCGCACUGCAGAGUGGGUGCGUCCGUGCCGCUGCCGUGGCUCUACAAAGUGGGUCCACCAGGCCUGUCUGCAGCGCUGGGUGGAUGAGAAGCAGCGGGGCAACAGCACAGCACGUGUGGCCUGCCCACAGUGCAACGCAGAAUACCUCAUCGUCUUCCCCAAACUAGGUGGGUUUCAUCUUAGUGAAGGCAAAGCUAGAGGCCCAGGGGUUAAAUCGACACAGUUAGUUGCUCAGCUUUGAGUUCCCUUUAAGAGCUGAGAUGUUGAUCAUUGAAGGAUGACUGUGCUAGAAGGGGAUUCGGUUUCAAAACAUACUUCAUUUGCUUGUGAAACACUGCUCAGUUUCAGCUGGAGAGCUUCUGUUUCAUGUAGGUGACAGUUUCACUGAGGAGCAGAUCACUUUUAGGCAUCAAUCUUCUCCUGUCUUUACACUUUGACACACUCCCAUCGAUGGGAAAAUGGCUUAUUUUCCGAUCUGUUCAGACCUGAAAGUCAAAAAUGAAAGUAAUUCUUCUCUAGGUACUAUUUUACACAAAAAUAUCUUAAAAUGUGAAUCAGGGUAUCAGCCAGUGGGACAGUCACUCUAAGGUCUGCUGUGGGUGUCAAAUUUUAACUAUCAGAUAAUGCAUUCAACCAAAAAGACUAUUGCAAUGUUUGAUGCAUUAAGUUUGAACUUCCAUCACUGACAGCUUUGUUGACAAAUUACAGCUUAUGCUGCAGUGCGCUCACCACAUAAAAAGAGUGUAAUAGGAAGACCUAAUAAACACUUACACAAGAGUCAUAGGCUGGUAAUAACUGAGGGCGUCUGCUUCAAACCAACUCAAGAACUGUUCUGGUGUACUGAACUCCAUACCUGAGGAAAACUUUGUAUUUUUUAUGUUUUGGUCAGUAGGAAGUGCAGGGUGAGAGCUGGUCUCUUCUGUGCAUACUUUGGCUUUAGAUGUCAGUUUCUGCUGCAGGGGUGUUUUGGCUUCAUCUCUGUUCAGCCUGAGGAGGUGGAGAUGGAUGGUCUGGAUUAGUUUAAGGUUGAUGUGACUCAAAGAGUGAAAGGGGAAUUUGACCCUGGUUUACUUUUAAGGAUGUGAUUCUUCUGGAUUUAUCCGGAUUUCAUUCAGUCUAUUGAGACUUUGAAUAGACCACGUCUAUGUUUCCAGUUCCACCUUCACCUGCUGAUUUGAAAGGGAAAGGGGUGUGCCUUAUUAACUGUUUGUUUGCUGUGCUGUGAACAUACUCCAAAAGUAACACGACAUGGUAAGUAUCCAUUAGUAGGCAGAUACAGGCUAGGAUAUGAGUCCUUAAUAAAUAUAAGGAUAUUUAGAUGGGGACGGGGUGUUUUGGUGUGCUUCGGUUAUAAAGGCAGUGACCAUAUGUGAUGCAGUGACAUAUAGUAAUCAUAUUUUUUACUUGCAUACUUGGUAAUCGGAGUAUACAUAAUUAGCAGCAGCAAAGUGCCUAUCUCUCUUUUCUGUGGACCAGUGUUGACUCUUGAACAAAACUUGCAAGUAAUUUAUUUUGUCAGGUAAAAUUUUGGGAUGAGCUAUGCCCGGGCCUGCUCUUCAGAUAAGAUAUGAAGUACUUUUUUUAACCCCGAGGGAAAAUUUGAGCGUUUAUUUGAUUCGACUUAGUAUAUUUUCUUGCUUAUUUGAUAAAAAUAUAAAUCAAGGACACAAAAAAGGGACAGGUGUUUCCAGACUUUAAAUCCAAAUUUGAUAUCUCCACCCUCAAUUCGUCUUUGAAUUUUUCAUUUUCUUUUGUUCGUAAAAAUAUAAGCAGCAUUAUGGAGCAUGUUAUCAUAUACAAAGCUUCUUGAAGCUCUUGAAGACUCUCUUACAGCUGCUCCCUGUAACAGUAUCCACAGCUCUGAGAGCUAUUGAGUUAGUCUUGCCUGAGUGCUCGUGUUUGUUUACUGCAGAGCAGUGCAGGUUCUGUGGUGAUCUUGGUCAAUAUUUCCUCUCAGCCUGACGAAGAACAGAAGAUCACUCGUUAUAGACCCCGACUACAGGCUGAUUAACCAGUGGCAGCUCAGAGAAGCCAGUACUCCAAUUAUGCCCACACGUCAGAGUGACGGAAGCGCCGGUUGUUCCCAAACACCGGCUGUGACUCAUCUAACUAACAUACAUCAUACAUGGCUGUGCUUGUGUGGUUAGACCCUAUCCAUGCCAAAGUUUCAGUGUCAGACUGAUUACGUCUACAUUUCCAAACCUGGAGGAUGUAAAGUAAAUACUUGUCCACAGUUCUGUGUGGGUUGCCCAUCAGCCUCUGGGCUACUGCUGUUUGACUUCUCAGAGAGAGAGAGAAGUUGGAAUUUGAGACAGAAGCUGGCCUUAAGACAAUGUCAGUGUGCAUGAAGCCUGGCCCAGCUGGUAAACAGGUUCAGGUGUAUUUAUAGCAACCAGGGCUGUGCUGUCAGUCAUUGUGGUGCUUUAAGCGAAAGGUUGAGCUCAGAGUUUUUAAACACUUCCUCCUACUCAUCAGUAGAUAACCCUGUAUAUGUGUUUAUCACUCUCCGAGGGCUGAACAUUGGCACUGCGCUGGUAGCUGGCUGUGUUUCCUGUCUGCCGGACUCUCUCCCUCUGCUUUUCAGGCUGUGUUAAUUAGCUCAGAGGUCCCUCAAGAACUGUUCAUUAGAGCCCUAACAACUCUCACAUGUGGAAUGAAGAAGCAUCCUUUCAGCAGUCCAAGACACACUUUUAACUUUUGACUUUUGUUUAACACAUGCAGAGAUAAUUAACAGUACAGGUUGUCUUUAAAGAGAGGGUUAUAAUGCAUUAUUUUUUAGACUCUGUACUUCCUCUCUGUUUCCUCUUUGAUAGUUUUACAUAAUUUUCAGAUUAAAAAAGACUAAUUUCUCAGAGUGGUGUAUUAAAACAUCAUACUACGUCAACGCCUACUUUCUUCUGAUUGGCCACCUCUGGAAAAGCUUUCUGGCCAGGGCAGAGCUCGAAGUUUUGGCCCCGCCUCUCGAUUGUGUUCAAUUAGUGUUACCCCUCUCCUCCGUGGGUGUCACCUCACACGCUAUUGGAGGCAGGCCAGUCUUCUUUGCUGGAAGCGCAGAUUGACCAGUAAGGAGAGACUAUAACGCUGUUGUAGGCAGUUUGGUGAGUCUCGCAUCUUUGCGCAGGCUCCUGUUUUGAACAGUUUACAUCCAUUUUCUAAGAUUAUAACAAAACACGUUUAUUUUGCCUACAUGUAGUAUGAACACCAAACUUAAUUACUUUGCAGUUUUUGUUGUAAAUGUGGAAAAACAUGAUACCCCUCCUUUAAUAUUGCUGAUAUUUGUAGCUACUGGCCCUAUAAGUCAACAAGCCAAGAAACCCCCUUAAUGUGUUGGCCACAGUGAACACUUGGUGGAUAAGAUUUACAGUUUUGGAAAAUUAAUCAACAAAAGGCAAUUUGACUUCUGUAACUUAACCUUUCCUUGCUUUUACACUCCUGUUAACAGUAUAGGAGUGAAAAUUUCAAUUAAAACACAAUUUUUUAGGAAGCAUGUUAACAGGCAGCCUCUCGUGAACAUUAUAUUUUCAAUUCAGCGUCAUUUCAUUGUGUGAAAAGGCUUCAGGGUGGGGUCGGCUGUGGCAGAAGGUAACAAAUGGUGCAGAGUGAGAGGGAAUGUUCAAGUUUUUGAGGCUCAGAUUCACAAGUUACCAAAAUAGCAACAGGACAAAAGGACACAAUGUCCAGGUGCCGUACAAAUGUGUGUCUUAUACACCUGCUCAACCUCCUGCACUGCUGGGACAUUGGCUUCUGCUAACAGUAGCUUGAAGGAACAUAAUGUAUUUGCACCAGCACCAAUGUGUUAGUGCCAGCUCACGGGGGCACUUUGAUAUAAUGUUGAGAGGCAGGAGAGGGGCUUUUUGUGGGCCAUAGUUUACCUUCAACCCUUCAGUACUAACAAUGUGUAUCUAAUAUGGAGUUGCUGCUAAGGUUUCAAUACAAUGUAAUUCUGAGCAGUCAUUUAAAAAAAAGAUGUUGAGUUGAAGCAUUGAUAUUCAGCAGGUACAUUACUAACUUCUUGCAAAUCAUACAAAUGAGAUCAUGCAAAGAAAGUAUUUCUGAUGUUAAAGUAAAGGACAAAGUAAGGACAGGAGCAUGUUUAACACUAGGUUAAAUCGUAUCUUCCAUUAGCAAAACUCAGGAGAUCGGUCUCUGGAAUCUAGAGAGUGAAAUGUUUUCUGUUCUUGCCUGGUACAGGAUUUUAGCAGCUCAGAAGUUCAGGGUCUUUGUUGUAUAGUUCGUUUCAUGAUGUGCCAAGUGUUUUUGAUAGAUGAUAAGCCAGACAGGCCAGGUGAUCACCUGGACUCCUCUACUACAUAGCUAUGCUAAUGUAAUACUGGAAGUUGUUGGCAGUGCCUCGCUGACAUAUGCAAAAAGACACUGUUCCCUUCCCUUAAAAAGACACAGUUUGGAUGGAUCAGCAUUAAUGGUGCCUCCCAUAUGUGGAAGCUACUACAGCCAUUAGCACUUAGGCAUCCUCAUGAGUUAAGGGUACUGCAGAGCCCAUGCUGUGAUUUCCACCAUAGAGUCAUAUCUGUUUACAAUGCAGAGCUGAUUAGAAGAUUUUUGUACAGAUUUUCAGAUUUUUUUGUGGUAUAGUAGGUGAUGAAACCAAUUGGUUCCGACCCUUAUUAAGUUUAAAAUAGGCACAUAUUUUCAUGAAACAGUUACAUUUUUUAGUUUUAACAUUUAAAGUGUUGUCUUUGUACUAUUUUGAGAUGAAUUUUAAAUUUAAAAGAUUAACCAACCAUCAAAAUCUGUCAUUUUUGACAUUUUACACAGCAUCUCAACUUUAUUGAGAAUAGGAGCUGUACUAAUAUUGAUGUCUUGACACAAUGAAAGUUGAAAGUGAGGUGUAAACAACAAGCUGUCCAACGCCUAGGCAACCUGGCAAUAAACCGUACUUGGACAUGCUUUUGUAAAUGGAUGCAGCUUUAAAAAAAGAGAUUUGUGACAGUGUGGUUAAAGUUGUCAUGAUUAAUGUUAAAUGUUAAAGAUUUUUGUAUCUUUUUGUAAAUUUGUAUAUUUUUGUAUAUCUAAAAAAUCAAAAAAAGGUACCAAGAUGUUUCAGCACCAAGCUACGUCAAGAUGCUUCAUAACUUUAAUACUUAGUUUCUUUGACUUCCAGACAGAGAGGAGAAGACGUCACAGAGUUUUCUGUCCCUAGGUCAGUGGUUUGGACAACUCUGGGUGUCCGUUUACAGUGUUAAAAAAUAACCAGAAUUUCAUCAAUAUACAGCAAAGAACGAACCUGUUAGGAAAAACAGGGGUAAAUCCAUAACUUAAGAGUUUAGCAAGGAACGUGUUCAAAUCCUGUCUGCACUUAAGUCAGUGUUAUACCACUGUGGAGGUAUCAGAGGCACACGGUCCUGAUGUCUGUGAAUCCUGUUCUCCUACUGCUUGUAAACCUGAUGUUUAUUUCUGAUGUUCAUUAUACAAAUAAGUGGAAUUGUCUGUUUUUAUUUUCAGCACACAUUUGUUAUCUCUUCUUACUGCUCUCAAUCACAACAUAUCGGAGUCUUUGCUGGGUUCAGUAGCUCUCAAAGUCUUGCUUUUAACUCGUAACAUCAGUGUUUUUCUCACAGUCACACCUCGCUGUGCUCUGUGGUCGGUUCUUCUCAGCCAGCUCUGUUUAUAGAUACAGAUGAGGAGUGAAAUGUUUAACCUCCAGCUUGACGCCUACUUUAAACUUUGUGUUACUUUGUCUUGUGUUUAAAUGUUGAAGCGGGUCGGCAAUCAGCCUUGUGGGGCAUUGUGAUGGAUGAACCGAGGGUUUAUUUUGAAAGGGAACUUCCUCUUGGUGGCAGAUCUGCUGAGGCAUGGUGCCCACGGUGAUUAGGCAUUUUCAGACGGGAGGAACUUCUUUGUGGUUCUAAGAACAGAUGAACAGAAGAGUUUCUUGUAUUUUCACCGUGAAAACUGGUAAUGAUCUUCUUGGAAUACAGUCUAAAAGGAUUUAUUCUCUCGCUUAACAUGCAUGAGAUUUUUCAGACUAUGACGGAUUUUAAAAUAGCAAACCACAGACAGUUUUUUAACUUCAACAAAAACUAGCUUUUCUCUUUUAAUUUUGCUGAGAUAGAUGAGAAGUAUGACAGCGUAAACACACUCAGAGUCAGUAGGCUGUUUUUGAAUGACAUGGAGUAAGCCUGCUCAUUUAAUAGAAACAUUAGCAUCUUAGUUGAUAACAGACUUAUUCCUCAGUUAAGCUGCUAAUUUUAUUAAUGUUGGCCUACAGUGCCCACAGUGGGGAACUUGAGUUUUACAGGGUUGUGGUUGUUGUAGGUAAUAAUUAAAAUGAAGAAUUAGAAAGAAUUAUCAUCUGUUGAUAAUCCGAGGAUUUCUUUUUAUUUAAAUGACUGUUUACAUAUAAUAGUCAUUUACAUAUGACUAUUUACAUAUCAGCUCUGUAAUUAAUCAAUGACUUAACACAGAGGCAUCCAUGAAGAUCAUGUUUUUGACACUUCUGGUAACUAGGGCUGCUACUAACGAUUAUUUUAAUAAUCAACUAAUGGGUCGAUUAUUUUUUCGAUUAAUCAAUGAAUCGGAUACAAAAACACAUUUAAUUUCUACCACUUUGUUUUAAAAAAGAACAGUUGAACCGACAGAGCAAAUGAGUGGACAAAAAAACAAGUUGCUGCCUGAAUGUUCUGUUACAAUAAUAUUAAAUCAUAACCAAGCUUUCUAGCAUUAGCACUGUUCUCUGACGUAUAGGCCACCACAGUCUGACAUAGUGCGUUUCAUUAUUCUGUCAUCUAUUUCUCAUUCCUCAAUCUGGCAGAACCGAAAUGCUUCCACAUAUCAGAUUAAAAAUCACUGGGGCAUCCAUAACUUCAGAAUUACCCUUCUGUCUCUCGCUGUGGGUGUUGGCCAUGAAGCAGCAAGUUGAGCAUAAAGGACAGCACACCCCCCAGUCCACUGCUCCGCUGAAUCACAGCUACACUUUGCCCCACAAGACCCUCUGUUUCCUACUGUUACUCACCCAGGACAGUAUCAAGACACUUCAGUACCCAUGACACCACAAAAUUGACAAUACCAUCACAAGAAGUUGAUGCACACUUGUGGGAAGGAAAUGCAAAGAUUUAGUGAGCAAAGAUCAGACACUUAAUACUCCAUGAUCACCAUUUCAAACUAGAAUCAUUUUCAUUUAGUAGUAUAGUUUUUUUCUUUUUUUUUUCCUUUUUUUACUGUAAACCACUUGAAGAUAUGACUGCAAAGUAGUGGUGACUCUACCGGUCCAAAUAAGCCAUUAGCCGGUCAAGUCCUUGGUCUUAUAUCUCAGAAAAAAGGGAUUUAUCAACUGCUGUUACGUCCAGUGAUUCCAUUUUUAAAUGCUUUAGCUUCAGGUUUUCUCUGGUAAUUUUUUUCUGCUGUCCAAAACAUCUAUUAACCCUCCUCCUGUGUUAGGGCCAGCACCGACCUGUUUUUGUUUUUAAAUGCUUAAAAGAACCACUUUAAUUAGCUUUUUUAUCAUCAAGACUUUUUGUCUAUUUCAAUGAAUAAAAAUAAAAAGAUUAAAUUGACUAAAUUAUAAAAUGCUCUUAUUAAAAAAAUUAUGGACUUGUUGUGUUAGGGUCGCUGUUGUUAGAUUAAUGUGCACCGUCAGGCACCACACUGACAGUCAGAUCCUCUUUCAAUCAUGUGAGAUUUAGGAAACUCUCAUUUUGCCAGGUAUUUCCCUGCACAAAAACAAUCUUGGGCAUGUCCAGACAUGUGAGAUCAAUUCAGUCUAGAUGUCUGUAUGAGGGGUAUACUGACAAAAGAAGGCCCACACAACCACAACAAAAUAUUAUCAGCAAUAUUUCCAUGGAUAAUGACGCCUAACAAGGUAACCUAGAGAGGAGAACCAAACUGGAUGAUAGAGAAUUGUUUUUAGUGUGAUUUUCAGAUGAUCUAGGACGCAGGUUGAAAACAACCUGUUAACAUAGUGGGUGGGUAGUAAAAGCUAAAACAGAAGGAAGGUUGAGUAACACAAAAGGAACUGACUGGAUUGUUGGUGUUAGAUGCAACUACUGCUGCUUUUUACAUCCUCAAUGCUACUUUUUAGUUGACUUUGAAGAUUUAUUGUGUAAAAUCUUCCUCCUCUCUGAAUACUUUCUAUACAUGUCCAGAUUGCAGAUAACAGUCAUUAUUAUCAUCCUCUGAACCAGUGCAAAAUACACAAGAGUGAACCUAUUGUUAUCCUGUAAGCUCUGAUAGAUAAGUACAAUCUAUCACUCACCAGUAAUACCGUUGUACAGUGUUGACUUGUAUUGAGGAAAUCCCUGUCAUGUUUAUUGAACAUGUUUAUUGAAAGGAUCUGCUUUGUUUGUUUGUUGCACAUGAAGCCAAGGACCACACAUGUCAAGGGCAACAUAUCAAUAUUAACUGUUUAUCAUGAAGUUUAUUUGAUGCCAAGUAGUCAUUCUUUAUGGGGAUAAUGAACGUUUUUUAAAAGCCAUUAAAUGUCCACAUAACAUUAGCUUUUGUACAUUUGUGGAUGUGGCUCAACUUUGAUUUUGGAGGGUUUUACAUCUUUAGGCUGGUCAUCUCAUCAUUAUUUAAGCCUCUUUGUAAUUGAAUUGGAAAUAAGGGGCUUAGGGGUACCCUUUCAGUGAAAAAGAAUUAACAACACUAAUGAGAAAUACAACUGUGGACCCUCGUGGUGGAGAGGGAUUUGCCCCUAACUUUAGGUGAUCUGUGUUAGACUUAGUCCCCUGAUCUCUACUUCCAAACUUCACAAUCAAAAACAGCUAUUUAUGACUGUUUCUUUGCUUUGAUAAUUUCUUGUUGAAACCCCAAACAUAUAAAGAUAUUUUAUUGUAUAUUUCUGAUGUCCAGAGAUUUCUCGCCACCAUGUCCGAACCAAAAAAGAAAAGAAAGUCCUCCUCAGUGGCAGCUGAACCCGCGCAGACAUGGGGUGAAACCGUGGUCAGUCUCCUCAGAGAGCCUCAGGACCGUAGCUGAGAGACUCUUCAUCUUCAGAGAAACCGGUCUUUCCCUAAUCCCAUCGUCAAGUGUGAGACAGAGGUGAUGAGGGAGCAGAGCAGAGAGGCUGGAUGUGUCUGCCAGAGGAGAGAGAGGAGUGGCAGCGAAAGUGGGUCACUUCAGAGUAGCUCAUCAAAGGCAUGAGUGGAGUGGCACUACCUCUCUGCUGAUGAGCCCAUGAAAUCACAGCCCCCCCCCCCCCCCAAAAGUGUUUCUCGGAGACUCAGUCAUUGCAAUCACACCUGGACAGAGCUCGGGUCUGGGGUGGGGACUCUGUGGGGAACAGGAUGUGCCUCAGACUGGAUUGUAAAGAGAACUACAUGCAUAAGAUGAGGCUGAUUUGCUCGUCCUCUGCAUGUGUGGUGCUCUGUGGUGUUUGGAAAGUGUGACUGUGACUUUAUAGAAUCAAAAGUGUCACCCCACAUCUCUAACAGCUACACAGACAGUGUUUUUUUCCCCUCUUUUUUGUCAUUCUUGGAUGUAUAAUAUAAUAAUUCCUUUUAACCCCUCAGUUUAUAAGCUCUGGACGAGGAGUUCAGACCUCAGGCUGCAGGGUUUUAGUCCACUUUCAAGUACACAGGUGGAGGGAAGCACUUUCUGUUCUGCUGCAUCAUUACUGCAGUGCCGCUUUGCUGUUGCCUCGACUUUAUUAUUAUCAUCAUUGUAACAAAGAAAAAGUGUCGUUUUGUCCUGCUGGUUGUACAGACAGUUAGGUCUAUGAUGUGAAUGAAGUUGAGCUUAAAACCUCAAAGCUCACACACACAGACCUCUCAAUUUAAAGAACCCCUGCAGCUUUAAUUAGCUGUCAGAUUUGAAUAGUAGCGGCUCGGUGACAAGUUAGGGCAGCUGCAGAAAGUUAGACAUGGUGAAGAGUUGACCACAGUGCCUCAUUUCGCUGCUGCAUGAUUCACUGAAAUUUUGCAGCUGCAGCCAAAGUGGACAAAAUAGUGGUUUGCCAUUUCAUGAAAGUGUCAUGAGUCUAUCUGCUUGAUUCUCAAAGGGAUUAUUGAUAGUACUGAAAUGUGUAUUUCUCAAUUAAAAAAAAUAGAAAUAUGAAAUAAAUUCAUUUUCAAUAUUAAAACUAGAAAUAAAUAAAGCUUACACAGUAUUUUCUGAAGUGUCUCAUUAUUCAGGCUGUGAUUUCUUUCUGGUGAGGUUUUGUUACAUGGUGCGACAGUCUCAAAGGUGUCUAUAAAAGUGCUCUGCUGUGUUUUUAUUAGGCUUUGACGGCUUUAACCUGCUUCUAUGUCUUCAUCUUUACUCACCUGAGUCUGCGCUUGUGUGCAUUUGCGAUGUAGCGAGAUACACAUUGCAGGUUUUGCACAGUUUUUCCGUUCUGUCUUGAUAUAAUGGAGACCCUUUAAGAAUCUGUGUCUUUAUUUAGUCUGCUAUCAAUACUUUUCCAUUAGACGGUAGAAAGACAAGACUGGUGGUUUUAGUGUUGAGGGAAUAGGAUGUAUUCUUGGCUUUAAAAAUUGGUGUUGCGUUUCAAGCUGAUAAGAGCUCAUGUUAGGAGGUUGAACAGGUCAUACUUCCACAUGUGAUAUCUUUUAGUUUUUGCUCAGCCCAACUCUACCUCAAAAACAUCACAGUGUAUACUUAUAUCGCCUAGUUUAGUUAGCUGACAAGUCUUUUUUAAAGCCAAUUUUAAUACAGUUUGCAAUAUUUAAUCACUAUUUAAAUUUUUGGGAGCUGCUACAGAGUUUAGGUGGGAUUACCAUGGCUGUUUUGGGUGGAGGAAGAGAACAGAUCAAGAGUUCAUGGAGCUUUUUCAACCACAUGAUAGUUGCAGUUGGAUCAUCCUGACACUUCUCCAACAGUAUGGGUGUAGUUUGGCCAAAGUGGUGAUGCUUUUUGCUGAGAUCUGUGAGCGUAGCUGCAAAGUUGUUUCUCUUUCGCCCAGGAGAUGGCUGUGUCCCAUGUAACACCAAAACACAAGCAAUAUUUCGUCUCGUAUUUCCUUGACCUUACUCUGGUUGCAGUUUUGUAAGCUCUAAAAGAGAUCAAGCUCACCAUACUAAAAUCAAAACAACCCCAGCAGAUAUAAAAUCCUGUGCAUAUGAGUGUCAAGUGUCAUUUUGUAUCAUUUUCUAGUGUCAUGUUUGGACGGCUGCUUUGGAAAUCGAACAUCAGUCAGGCAGAAGUUUUCAAAAACAGUGAUGCCAUAGAUGCAGUCGCACCAGCAGUGCAGCUAUAGGAGCCUAAAUUACACAAAUAUAUAUGAAACUUUGACCUGUAAAUAUUUAAAGUCUCAUAUUAAAAUAUUUAAAGUUAGAGGCAAAGAUUGAUCUGAUGAACAACUCUUUCCUGGUGAUUUUUUUAUUAUCAGCUGAUCUAAAAAAACAACACGAUCCAGCAUGAGUCUGGUUAUGGGUCGUUUAUUGAAUCAGGUUGUGUUGCUUUCAAUUGAUCUGAGGCAAAAUCUGUAAGGAGGAGAGCAACAGUGAGCAUGCAGAUAUGAGGAUAUCUGUACACUGGCUGUAUUCCCAGCAGCACCUGCUGCAGACGCCCUGACAUGCUAAUUUGGCCAGCGGUAUAACUAUGAGGACGCCGUGUCCUUGCAGCUCCUUCUUUACUGACGUUCUGCCUGCAGAGUAAACAAGCCAGCUGGAAGUGUGUGCCAGUAUGCAUGCCCACUACUGACAAAUUGCACUUUUCCCCUCUCUCCUUCACAUCCCCCCCUCCCCUCUUUUUAAUUAUCUUAAUUAUGGAAUCUGCUGCCAGCAGCUGAAAUGGAUUGCUCAGCUCUCUGCCCUGCCAGCGGCCAUUAAGGGCAACCCAGUUCCCUCCGGCUGUGAUGGCGUAAUGCUUAGGCAGGGAGAAAGCGGAAGAGGUUCCAACCCUGUCAUCAAAAUAUGCCAAAUAAAUGCACUCAAGCCGCGCAAGAUCGAUCUGGUCUGCACACACACAGGUGCUGUAAAAGUAGGUAGAGAGCUUCCGUGUUCACAUCUACUUUAGAAAUAAAAGAAUGAUGCUGAGUUUCUAAUCCCUCUUACUUUCUUUAGCCUCCUUUCUCCAGAAGUGGUUCAGAGAAAAGACCUUUAGCAUGGAUUGACCUGUACUCUCGACUCGUGGCUUUUAUAGAGCCUGAUUCAGAAAUAGGUGUACAGCUAACAGGGGCUGAAUUGUACACAAGUUGUGGAAAGUACUUCUGGGCUGGCUGUACAAACAGUCUAAUAAAAUCUGACUUAUGUCCUUACUGUAAAAAGCAAUAAACUUAAAAUAACUGAGUGAACCUAAAAAUGACUUCUGAGAGCUGCUGCCACUUUUACACAUGAUGUGUAGGCUUCGGAAACUGGAAGGACUGCCAUUAGAGAUGUCACAGUUUGGUCCAUAAAAACAUUACUACAUUAUAUAUAUACCUAAGGUUAGGAAGUGUAAACCCGGGGUCAAUAUGGGACAGUGAAAGACAUCUAUGUCAGUGACACGGAUAACCAGAAUGAUUUCUCACUCAGUGUCCUUUUACGCAUCAGAAAUAAAGGUGCGAACAGCCAGUCAGUUCACAGUGUUUCUGUGUCGACACCCGUUACUCUCUAGAGUUAGAAGAAGGUGCUGGAGUGUCAGUUAUCAGGAAGUUAGGGGGCGCUCAGGAAGCCUCCUCUCUUUUGGACACCUGUGGGCCACCAAAUAGUGUUGGAACAUUGACUACAUAUAGAAUAGACAACGUCUGCCUCCUCGCUGGGUGAAGCCACCCCAAGAACAGCACCCUCAGACUGGUUUGUGCUCAAGUCCUCUUUAUUCUGUACAGCUCCAUUUUUAAAAGUUAUUAGGGGGUUCAUGUUUUCUAUGAUUGACACCUGACACAGCCUAUGGGCAAACAAAGACUGCAUAGAUCACCUUGGGGAUACACUGUUUGAGUCGAGGGUCAGAUCAGUCACAGCGACUCUUGGCGACUCUCCGAAUGCGUACAACGCGACUGCACAGUGUUGGUUUUAGGAAGUGGAGAAAAAAAAAACUGAUUUAUACAGUGUUUUAACCUAGUAAAAUGACCAGUUUUCAAGACAACCAGCCUUCUUCUCAGAUGUUACAAACGAUGAAAACUUAGGGUGUGGUAUCCUUACUUAUGGUAUCCUGACAUAAAUACAAGAGGCUGAGCCAAUACUGGUGACAGCUCAGCUCGCAGCCCCUUUCAAAUGAACUUUGACGCCAUUUCUGUUCAGAGAAUGGCAGAGAGACUGAUCUUUAACAUGAAUUUGAUGUAUCUGCAGCUCUGCCAGCGGCCUGAAACAAACCCCAGCACAGUUGUCAUGAAUGUGAAAUGAUGGCAGCUCAGUGUGCCACAAGGUCAGCUUGUUUCUUUGCUGCACGUCAGCCGCUUAGAAUAAAUGAAAAGAAUCACAUAAAUAUCAGUUUGCAGCUGACACGCCAGAGGGGAAUGCGUUCUUGAACUCAGCCCUGCUUUCACAAUGACCAAUGACUCAGCAACGUUUCAACGCCACUUCAUAUCUUUAUUUCCCAACAAGACAAGACACGUGUCAAAAUCACUGUUUUUAAAAUAAGGUGGUAAAUGUCAGUCUUACUGAGACACGACCCCGUUGAAAUGACCUUCAGCCAUUUUAUGAAGAUGUGUGCUUGUGUCCCAUUUCUGAAUAGUGAUUCAACAUCUAACAUUUCUGAAGGGAAAAUGUUUGAAUAGCCCAACACUCGUGAUUAUUAUUUAUGAUCAUUUCUUCAUGGAAAUGCAAUCAGACCGAGAGGCCAAGGCAGAAGAACUACCGCGCCUGCAGUGCAAAAUGAUUAAUACAGUGAUUAUUACUUCAAGGAAAUGAUAAAGAAAUGAUCAUAAAUGUUUUUCCUUGAGCUGUGUCACCCCGCAGCAGUCCGCAAUGGACUGGCCCAAGGUCUUGCUACAAACAAGCGGCUGCUUGAAGAGAGUUGGUGAGUUGUAUUUAGUCAAACCAGGCAAAGUUGAAAAGGUGUUUGGUGGCUAGUGUUGUGUCUGGGACCCUAUAUGUACUGUUGAUGAAGUUAGGUGCUGUUCUGAGUGUUGUUUGUGGCGUUUUGGUUGAGGUUUGUUUAUGGCUCCUGAGACUGCUUUGUAUUGCUAUCGUGUGGUCGUUACUAAAGUUGGUAUAACUAGAGAAGCAAGCGGCAACAUUCAUCUCUCGAGGGGGUGUCUAACUCAGUGUUACUGUGUGUUUGACCCUAAAUUAAUUUUACGUCAGAAUAUCCCUUUAAUUGCUAUAAAACAAAUGUGCAUGUAAACAAUGCUGCCAAUGUUUUUGUUGGUAUGUUCUUCUCACUAAACCUGUCCUGUAACACAAAAACCCGCAUUUUACUGUGGUUUGUCGAUGCUUUGUACCUGUUUUCUUCAGUUUGCUUGAUGUCUCUUUCUCUCAGCUUGUUGCAUGUUGAGGUCGGUGGUUAAUGGCUGACCAGUGAACAGCAGAGGAGACAAUGAGAAUCAUUGAGGGGUGUUUAAAGUUUGCUGGUGUUUAGCAGGAAAGCAGGGUAAUAGUUACAAGUACAUCACCAGUAAACAUGGUUUCUUCUUUAAGCUCUACAACUACCGUGGAACAGAAAGACACCUCAGUAUAAGUUAGUGUUUACAGUGAAACUAAAACCCUCCAGAGACAGAUAAAUCAGCCAGACGGAUGGCCAUUACUCUGGGCGUUAAAACUAACCAAUAAAAUGGCGUUUAUUUUGCUGAUGAAUUGAAGAAGGCUGAGGAACUGCUAAUUCGACAGUUACUGUGGUGAAAAAAAAAACUGUAAGUCUAAGCUGGAAGUUUAAUGUAACUGCUGACUACUCUGAAGUUCCAGUGAAGUUGGCGUCUGAUCUGAAAAGUUCUCAGACAAUGACCGAUGAUUAACAUUAGUCGCUUCCAAAACUGCUGCUUGAGAUACAGUAAGAAGUGCUUUAAACUGAUCCCAACGAUGUCUCUGUGAGUUAAUAACCAUAACAGGACAAUCUCUAGUUUGAAUUAUUUUUUAUCAGUGACACUGCAGAGAGGAGUUCAAGAGCGACAGAAUAAACGGACUCUGACAGCGUGAGUCUUUUAAUAAAACAAAAACACGCAGACUGCAUUAAUCACUACAUCAGAAAUAUCACAGAAGUAAUUAGAAUUAAAAAAGAGCUUUUAUUGUGGUAAUGGUUUCCAAAAUAAAGGUGCAAAGAGAGGGCAGUAGUACAGCACUUAUGUAGUUUUGUCUUUUAGUUUCUGACUUUAUUAUGUAUCAUAAUUGAGCUUUGUUACGAAAAUAGGAGAUGGGGAUAUUUACAGUCUACUAUCAGUUGUUUCUGAUUGAUUUAACAUAACACAAAUACUGAUUGCUUGUUCUGUCUACAAAGGUAUCAGUGUCUUUGAAAUGACCCCUGCUGUGAGUCAUUUAAGCGAACAGUAAAGUUUGAUGUCGAAGUUGGAGGUAGUAGCUGCACAGGGCUGUUUUUUUAUGUUUUGGAUCAGAUCUUGCAGUCAGUUUACAGAGCUCCACUGCAGCACACAGAGGCUGGGUGCUGUGUGCUCUCCUCCCUCUGACUCCUGGGCCCGGUUAUUAAUAGGAUGUGGAUGGUCUGUCAGGUUUUCUUCCUGUAAAUAUUGCAUGAUUUCCCUGAGGUCGGCUCAAGAAGAGGAGGAGGAGGAUGCAGCAGAGAUGAUUUCAGACUGGGUGGUGCUCGGAAAGCGCGUUCGGACUUUAGAUUAAUCCUUACUACGUGCUUACAUGAGAACCAGCUUGGUUAUUUUUGACCAAGGUGGAACCUAUCACGAGCCUCCUCCCUAUCUGUCAAUAACACCGCCACCGCCGCACAAGGUGUGCUCCAUACCUGACCUGCUUUCCUCUGACUCACAUGACUGCAUUGUUGUCAUUUUUUUCUUCCUGCUCGACCUCGUGGUGUUCGGUCUGAGUGUCCUUGUGUCUUUAAUACUUUUACUUCACUUAAAAACUUUCUGCUCAAAAGUCACCUUGCUGGUUUAACUCCUCCAGCUCUUAAACUCUUUCCUGGAUGUCAACACUUGUACAUUUCAAGCUGCUGCAUCUCUUCCUGGAGAUGAAUGAAAGGUUUACGGUUGUCUUAGAGCAGCAGUAGCUUUCUCAUGACCCCUGCUGUACAAUUAAAUGCUCUUCUUUGUGUUAUCUUCUGCAAUACCUCUGUUAGUGAAGAGUUAGCUGAGCAGCAGUCUAACCUUUAGCUUUCCUAUUCCAUCAGGUCCUGUGGUCUACGUGCUGGAUUUGGCCGAUCGGCUCAUCUCCAAGGCUGGCCCCUUCGCUGCUGCAGGCAUCAUGGUGGGCUCCAUCUACUGGACCGCUGUCACCUACGGAGCCGUGACUGUAAUGCAGGUACAGCCAGUUCCUGUUUAUUAUCGGUCCUUUUAGAGUUGAAUGAGAGUCGGCUACUUUCCCUCCUUUGCACCUGGAUUUUUUCCACUUUGACAUCUCUUCUGCUCUCCAGGUGGUCGGUCAUAAGGAAGGUCUGGACGUCAUGGAGCGGGCUGACCCUCUGUUUCUGCUCAUCGGCCUGCCCACCAUCCCCGUCAUGCUGAUCCUUGGAAAGAUGAUCCGUUGGGAGGACUACGUGCUGCGUCUGUGGAGGAAAUACUCCAACAAGCUGCAGAUCCUCAACAGCAUCUUCCCCGGUCAGGACACACUCACACACAUAAGCUCAUAUCUUCCCUCUGCCUCUUGUUAUGCUAGUAAUAAAACACAGAAUGACCAUCGCAGUCGUGUUUGAAUUUGUUUCUGUUUUUCUCCUCCCUGGUCUCUGCAGGGAUCGGCUGCCCAGUUCCUCGUAUCCCGGCAGAGGCCAGCCCCCUGGCAGACCACGUUUCUGCCACACGGAUCCUGUGUGGCGCCCUGGUUUUCCCAACUAUUGCCACCAUCGUGGGGAAGCUAAUGUUCAGCAGUGUGAACUCGAACCUGCAGAGGACCAUCCUGGUGAGUACACACAGUAUACAACAAACCCUUAAAGGUACAGAGAGGCUCCAGAAAGAAUCUGCAUAAUCCUGUCGGGUGAAAAAGGAAACCAAAAACAUGUAAUAGUAAUGACAAACAAGGAUUUAUUUUUCUCUUUCUUUCAUUUCAGUACAUGUUUGAGUGCGUGUACUUUACAACAUGAUGAAACCUGUAUUGGGGGCAGUAGCAGAUUAGCUACUGGAUAUCUUAGAUUACAUAAUCCUGUUUAAAGUGAUCCAAAAUAGAAACUAUUGACGGGUUUCUUGUGUACAAACAAUACGAGCUGCACGCGCAACCAGGGGGCAAAAGUCUGGAGUGAACUGUUGUCAGUUAAGAUGGUGUUAUAAUAAAAUGCCAUUUCAUUGAAAAAACACUUUGUCUUUCAUUGCAUCACAAAUCAGAAAAACACUUUCUGAAAUAUCCAUGAAUUUCACUCAAUGUACCAGGUUGUUACGUUGUUUUGGAUGUUUCUAAUAUCAGGAGCAGGGUCGUAAUGUUAGUGAAUGCUAACAAAGUCAAAGUAAAACUGUUUAUGAUGAGGCUACUUUACAGCCUACCAACUUUUUAAAGAACCCGCCAAUAUCACUGUAAGUAUAGGUCUGACAGCUAAUUAGCUAGGUCUUUAUGGAGAUGGCUUAGACCAGUGGUUCUCAAGUCCAGUCCUCGAGGCCCACUGUCCUGCAUGUUUUAGAUGUUUUCCUGCUCCAACACACCUGAUUCAAAUGAUCAGCUCGUUAUCAGGCUCUUAUAACGAGCUGCUCAUUUGAAUCAGGUGUGAGAACCACUGGCUUAGACAAAUGAUAUCAACAGCCUCAGCAGCUCAGACUGCACCUGAACAAACUUGCCCUCAGCACUGGUGAGAAAUUACCAGACUCAUAUAAUAUUCCGGGUGAGGAAUGGACUGAAGAUAUGUCCAAAUGGCCAGCUGUAAUAUGACCUGACAUAUAAAAUUAUCUCAUGGAGAAGCAUAGUGUGUACACAAAAGACAGUUUGCGUGCGUACGAAUCUUUGGACGCGUAUAAUUAUGUACUUUGUGGCCACGUCCAAAACUUCAAAUGUUAUGACAGGAGUUCAGGGUUUUGCGCUUUGAGAGCAGGUGUCCUGCCCAACCAGAGACAGGGAGUAAAGGCAAAACCUUAUGAUGCCUGCACCUUCAGGACCCCAAUCUGCUCUUUUAAUGGCCUGGAGCCACAAUCUUCUUCUCCUCUUGGCAAAAGGAUGAGAUCCCCUCAGGAUGUCAAACAGUUUCCAUCCAUCCUUUUGCCAAUACGUGCAGUUUACAGCACAACAGCUUCUUGUCAUUUCCUUUCUCCGUUGACUCCGCUAGUAAACAGCUAAGAAAUGUCCCGCUUUCUGCCCUCUGGCUGCGCACGCAUACCUGCAAUGACGUUGCAGAAAAACCCGUCAAUAAUAGACAGAACAUAAUUCACAGAAACAAUAUCACCUUUUAGUUGUACCUAUUUUAGCUUGCAGGGUUCCUACGCAAGUAUGGAAUAAUUUGAAUCAAUUUCCAGGUCUUAAAAAGUAUGGAAAAAGAAAAAUGUUUCCAGACUAUUACUACGGUUCUAAAAUACUGUUUUCUAAAAUGGAGAAGUAGUUUUUUUUUCCAAAAAUCAGGGUAUGGAAAAGUCUGGAAAUUCCAACUGUGUAGGAACCCUGAAGUAUUUAAAGAUACCCUGAGAAAUCGUAUCAUAAUAGGCAAAAAGCACAAGUGUAAGCAACACACGUAUAUCUAUUAGAGAUAAGACAACCAGUCAACCUUUGCUCAUAUAAUAACAAUGAUCUUUGACUAGAAAGCUGGCUAAGAUGAGCUUUGUGCUGAGAGAUUUUGGGAUUAUAAAGUAUUAAAAAAUGCUCCAUGAAACAACCUCAACAAUGAGCAAUAUUUUAAUGGAGGGGGAGCUCAGAGCUCUGAGGUGUGGAUGACUCAUUAAAAGUGCCUGUGCAGGUGCCGUGUCCUUAUUUUACCCCCUCUGAUUUAAAGGCAGCGCAGCGCCACUGGAGGAUCGAAUAAUAAUAACCACUGAUUAGAGAACAAAAGAGCUCUCAGCUGGUGGCGAGCAGAGAAACGUAACCAGAGUGGCUCUUUGAGAUCUGAGCCGCGCCGACUCGACUGAACACGGUGUCCUCCGCCUGUGAACUCCGUGACUGCAGACAGGUACAGAGGCAGGCAGAAAGAUGGGCUGCUGACUGGGAGAGUCUGUGAGGCGGAGAAAAGAAGACGCCCUAUCAUCAAGAUGACCUGUCAUUGCAGAGCUGCUGAAAACCUCAGAUCAGCAAAGUUAAAAUAUGCUUUUAAUUGUUUCAGGUGAAAAAGGGGUUGAAUUUAGGCUGUUUGCUGCAGUUGGGCAGAAGCCUGUCUGUUCAGAGCCAGCCUCAAGUGGACAUAAUAGGAACUGCAGCAUAGAGUGUGUAGAUUUGCACAAUCUAGAUAUCUAACAUUUUUCUGAUGUAUGCUGUAUUAUUUUGUUCACAUGAUGGUUAUUUUUAAAAAGCAGUAGUCGAUAAUCUUGUAACCAUGGCGGCUCCACUAGCUGCAGUAAAAGCCGAGCACUAAGGAUGAUGUAAUGAUGGCUGAAUUCAUCCUUUCUUCUCUUUCAGGGAGGAAUCGCUUUCGUGGCCAUCAAAGGAGCGUUUAAGGUCUACUUCAAACAGCAGCAGUACCUGAGACAAGCCCACCGCAGGAUCCUCAACUUCCCCGAGCAGGAGGAGGCCUGAGGAGGCUCUGAGGAAGAUCUGAAUCCAGAGGGAGGACAGCCGGAUGAACAGCGUGCCCCCCGCUGGAGGGGGAAGGAGGAUGUAAACUGUCAGACUGUGGACAGGAAGUGCUGGUGAACCACUUACCAUCAGUGUCUGCCCUUAUCUCCUAACACCUCACCCCUCUCACCCCCUUCUGGAGUGACUCUCCCCUCACCGACACAUUUGAAACUUCGAUGAGCUGCAGACUGACCGAAGCAUGUUAGCACACAAACACACAUUAACACUCACGUCUUGGAUGGGUGUGCUUCUACAAUCACAUGACUAACCCUUGUUGUAAACUUACUGUAUUUUAAAGGAGGCGUGUGGGGCAUGUGUAAUUAGGUUUUAUAAUAUGAACGAUAAUAAAUAACUGUUUUAUAAAGUUUAUUUUGCAGAUUUGAAGCCCUGCCUUUGCCAGUGUUUGGGUUAAUAUUGAGCGAGGAGCGCUGUGUUCAGCGUGUGGAAUGUAUUAAAGAUAAAAUGAUAAAAUGUGUUUAACAGAUCAGAAACACACACACACACACACACACAUGGAAGGAGUGAAAACACAGCUGUGUGUGAACUCUUGAUUCAGAUGUACUUGCAGUGUUCUUGUUGAUCGUCUGCAGCUUUAACCCCGUUUUAAAAAAAACUCUCGUUGGAUGUUCAGACCUCGUUCACAGUUACAAGAGGAACCUGGUUCUGACAGACCAGGUGGAUGAUGAUCAACACGGAGGCUUAAUUUUUUUUUCUUUUUUCUGUAACACUUGACUCACACCUAACGUUGACUUCAGCACUUUCUCAGAAGAAUUGAUGAACAUUUCAGUCUGAUGGUACCGGUGCGCAGCCUCAAGUCUGUAUCAUGAUUCAGACUGCGGUGAAACUUGGACACUAUGAGUAUAGAAAGAGACUCACUGGAUGAAGUGUGUUCUGGAAAUUAAAGGGCCAGUUCAACCAAAUAAUCCCUGUAUCACUGACUUACUGCUGUAGGCGUGCAAAUUCACCUUAUUCACAUGGUGGCCGUUCUCUGGCUCUGUGCUCUUGGUUCGAGGUUCAAAUCCUGUUACAGUGAUGUACCACAACACAGUGUAGAGGGUACGUGUAAAUACAAGGUAGUAAUGCGUGUAAAUCACUUCUUUUAAUUUACAAAAAUUUAAAAUCAAAGGGUUAUUUGUUCAAAUUUAUAACUUUUUCAUUCCUGAAGUCAAAUCUCUGUUUGAGAGUGUAACUUAAAUAGAUUUAUUAGGAGGUACAGAAAUGGAUAAGAGCUUCUGACCCCCCUUUUUUUUUUGCUAAAACUAAUUUAUCACAUAAUUUCUACGAUUAAAGCCAAAUUUUUCACUUUAAAUUCCACAUUUAUAAUCAGAAUUCUGACUUUAACAUAAAACAAUCUCUGAAAACUUUUCUCAGUGGUCCUGAUCCUCUUCUGUAAGCAGGAGAUGCUCCUAAAUAUGUUGUUGGCUUCAGUCUUGGAGUAGUUGAAUGUUACCAUUUACGCCUUUUAAGUUCUCUUUAAGCUCCUGUGAGUGACUUUUAGAUUGUGUUGAUUCUGGCGCCCCCUGUGGACAAAGUGCUCCCACUUGAAUCUUUGCAGUUCUUAACCUUGGGAACAUGUUUGUUUUAACCCAAAAAUCUCAUCCUAAUUUGUUCUAACACUCAAAUGUGUGACUCACUGAAAGGCUGUUUCUGCAGCAGGCAGCUCACAGCUUGUACUGACAUCUGCCUGGAGUUUCAUUCACCACAGCUCUGCAUGUGGAUGGACGUGUUUGUCCCUUUUAAGACGUGUAAAGACAAAAAAACUUAAAGGAGCUUUUAACAUGACCGGGUGCACCAGAUUGGUCUUUUCAGGACCUGGUGAGGAUACAUCAUGUUGCCAAAGAAAAUACUAUCUGCCAGAGGUACUAUGUUGUGCAAACAAGAUAAUUAUAAUGUGAGAAAAAGCUCUAAUUCUGUGUGCACAAGAUAAGUCGCUUUUUACAGUAAGUAACACGGUAUCCUGGCGGUACAAUUUAAUCAUCCUGUCUUGUCACAAGUUGAGAUACUGUGCACUCCUGAUACAUUUUACACAAGAUUUGAUUGUGUACACAAUCUACUUGUCUUUUUGGAUUAUUUCAUCAUGUGCACUUAAUGUAACUGUCUCGUGGAGGCAAGUUGGAUUAUUUUGUGCAUGUGAUAUAAAUAUCAUGGGGAAAUGUUUUUAUCUCCUACUAGUGAGUAACUAUCUUUUAGGAACCACUUAUCUUACAUGCACAAUGUCAUUAUCUUCUGGUGUCUUACCAUCUUUCCAGCGUAGUACACUGUGUUGAUCUUGUGUGCAGAAGUUACUAUGGUGGCUUGUGUCCACAAUAUCAUUAUGUGUACACAUGAUUUAAACUUUUCUCUUUUUGAAACUUCAGAGGUCUGAGUUGUCCACUCUGAGCAUGUGAAUUAGAAGUUUUGGUAACACUAUUUGACGCCUCUCUCUAUAACGCAUUAUAAAUAUAUGUAUGAUGCGUUAUAAUCACGUUAUAGCACUGUAUGACUAUAGUUAUAAACACUCAUAGAUGAUCAUAAUGCUUUAUAGCAAUAAUCAUAACACAUUAUGAAACAUUUUAUUGGAUGGAUGCCAAUUCGAUUUAAAUUGCGGUUCUAAGAUAUUAUGAUCAUCUAUGAGUGUUGAUAACUAUCCUUAUACAGCGCUAUAACGUGAUCAUAAUGUAUUAUACAUAUAUUUAUAAUGCGUUAUAGAGAUAGGCGUCAAAGUGUCACCGAAGUUUCCACCAUGUGAACAUCGUGAAAAUCGUUCUUGAAUUAAUUCAGGUUUAUGAGUUCUGCUUACUAUGAACUAUGGUGUAAUGUAGGUCCAUAUCUGAAGUGGUUCAUUGUUAUUUUCAGACAUCCACAGUAAAAAGGGAGACUAUUUCAUGACUGACACUUUGCUGUAUUGUUGUGAUCAAAUGCUGUAGAGGCAUGUGUAUUAACGCAGCAGUGGAAAUCUCGAACCCUGAGAAAACAGUUGAUGUACUUUAUCUAAGAGAACUGUGUGUGUGUAAACAAGGCUUCAUGUGAUCUUAUUGAGCUGACUCUAAUGUGAUUUAUUCAGUUGAUUGAUAACAUGAUGUGGCUAACAGCUGAGCUAAAAGCAGGGCGACAUCAAGUGUGUGAGGAGGCAUGAUGUGUAGUGAUUUCUCGGACAGCUUCCCUCAGUAUGUUCACUUCCCAGUCCACAGAAAGAGACUCCAAACUGAACCGUGUCGUUGCUUCUGGUUUUAGAGUUCUUGUGGUAUCAGUCAUCUGUGAAUAAAUGUAUUUUUCCAC
Molecule: messenger RNA, 37416 nt
Organism: Xyrichtys novacula (pearly razorfish)
Lineage: Eukaryota; Metazoa; Chordata; Actinopteri; Labriformes; Labridae
Source: the annotation of a GenBank genome assembly